AUGACAGUCCCGGGCAACACAGAGCGACAGAGCGGCAACCCCCGCGCGGCAGCCAAAGAUCAUCAUGUCAGCCGUACAGCAGGCGGACAGGACCGCAAAGAUGGCAAAGCGGGCGAGGUAGCAUGGGGCGAGGGUGAUCAUGCGAUCGAUGAAGAGGCUGCUGGGAUAGCAGAUGCGCAAGAGGAGAUCCAAGCAGCCGGACUGGGAUCGGAUGCACCCAAGGAGGGGGAGGCGUACGAACAAGAAGGAGGGUUGAAGGAUGAGCUCAUCGAGCGUGAAUCGGAUGCAUUGACACGACAGAACCCUGCAGAUACGCUCUCGCUAGGCGACAUUGCAAAGUCGUCCUCUGCCGCUUCUGCGCCAAAGGGUUCCAGUGUGGCAAGUUCGGGCGCCAAGAACGAAAGCGCCAGCAAUGCAGCCACGCUCAGAGGCAAUCACAUCAAUGCAGACGGUGUCAGCGAGAUCGACAUUGCCGGCGCACCCUCUAGCUCAACAUAG
This is a messenger RNA of Mixia osmundae IAM 14324, 498 nucleotides long. RefSeq lists its product as uncharacterized. The transcript is spliced from 2 exons. Bases 1 to 498 code for a protein of 165 amino acids. The record is from RefSeq and is a predicted model, not a curated record. NCBI's taxonomy places the organism in Eukaryota, Fungi, Basidiomycota, Mixiomycetes, Mixiales, Mixiaceae.